Messenger RNA from Cricetulus griseus (Chinese hamster), 1902 nucleotides. NCBI's taxonomy places the organism in Eukaryota, Metazoa, Chordata, Mammalia, Rodentia, Cricetidae. The record is from RefSeq and is a predicted model, not a curated record.
AUGAAGAAGGAAAACUUCCCCGAGGAACUCAGCUUGCCAACCCCCCAGAUCAGCAAGGGCCUGGCGCUGCUUCAGAGUGUUUCCAGCCGGCGCUCCCAUGGCGUAGAGAACAAGCAGCUAGAAGACCAACACAGAUCCAGCAAGUCGGCCCAGGCCAUCAACCACUACAACAGCAAAGUGAGCCAGCUCAAGAAACUCACUAACCCUGAUGGCUUUGUGUCUGAAAUGGAAGAAAUGAGAAAGGCCUUCCUCAUGCGGCCUGGAUGCCCCCAGUUCUCUACGAGGGCCACAUCUGUAUCUCAUAUGGGUUCUGCCACCACAGUCGAUAUGCCCAGGGACAACUCUGGAACUUGGAAGAUGACUGAGGACCAACCCCUGGUCGGGCAGGACUCUGACACCAGUAUGGAUGGGCGCCUCUUUUCAAUCAGCAAGAGCGCUUGCGAGCUCAGCUUCUCACGGAAGAGGAGUGAGCCCCCAACCACGAGUCCUCCCGGCAGCCCAACCAUGGUCAAGAGGUCCCAGAGAACCAGAAUGCCCUGGUACAUCUCAGUCAUCCAUGAGAAGGAUCAUUCCCUGGUCCGGCUGGAGGAAGAACUCCAGCGCCUUUCAGUGCUGGAGACCCAGAUGCAGAAGAAAGACCAGGAGAUCUUGUCGCUCCAGAAGGAGAAGGAGGCCCUGAAGAAGCAGCUGAAAAUCCUUCUCAGAAGCAAAGGCACAGAAGCAUCAUCAGCUUCCAUCAGGACGGAACGGUCCUUUGAGGCUGCACUGAAGCUGGGGAGGCUGAGCAUGCUGAGGCCGGUGUACAGGGAAGACGAGGAGCUCCAGCACUGGAUGCAGAUGCAGGAAGACUAUAACGUGGUAGAGAACAGGGAGCGGCCGAUGGAAGCAGGAAGUAUCACAGAGGAAAAGGGCUCUGAGGGGCCCCCGGAGGAGGCUGCCAAACCUAGGAGCCUAGGGUCCCUCUCCACCAGGAGCAUUGUCAAGGGAGGGACUUUGCACGAAGAGGGCCCUGAGGAGGAGGAGGAAGAGGAGUUGAAAGGGGCCGAGGAAGAGGAGGAGGUGGUGAUAGGGGAGGAAGAAUUGUGGGAGCUGAAGGAGGAGGAGGAGGAGGAGCAGCGCCCCAGGAAGUCAUACUCUAUUACUGAGUCCUUUGAGGAGGAGUUGAUGGCCCAGCUGGAGGAGUAUGAGCGUAUGUUGAUGGACUUACAGAGUGAGCUGGAACUCACCAGAGCCAAAUAUUCCCUGGCCACAGGAGCCAUCACAUCUUUACAACGGCAAACCAACUUCCAAGAGUCUCAGCUGCGAAAGGUCACCACGGAAAAUGAGCGGCUGGAAAAGGAACUCCGUGAACGAAAGCAGCAGAUACAGACCAUGACCAACAAGUUCUCCAACCUCCGGGAGGAAAAGAAACAGCAGGGGAUAAUGGGACUCAUUGAGAAGGAAAAUCUUGCUCUCCGACAGCAAGUAUCUGACUUGGAGACAGAGCUCCUCAAGCGUGAUCAGACCAUCACAGAGCUGCACACCAAAACUAGUGAGCUGCAGGCUCAUGUGGACCUGAAUGAAGACCACCUAAGGCGUUGGAAGAAUCUGCAUGAUGACCUCCAGAGACGGAACGAGACAAUCCAGCAAGCAGAGCAACAGACUCGUGUGGUCCUGGAGUCCUGUCAGGCCAGGCUUGAGAGACUAAGGAAUAAGAUCAUCCAGGCCGUCUUCAGCGCCAGUGGGACCAAGAACUUGUCCACUGAGCUCUCUGACAGCUACAUCCUGGAGUCCCUGCAGAGAAUCAUCACAGAGAGAAGUGACUUCUAUGGUCAGCUGAAACAGAAAGGCGUAAAGGUGCCCCCGCUGCAACAGUCAGACAUCUCCCUGCCCACCAAGAUCAAGAAGUUAUCUCCCAAAUAG